AUGGAUGAGUGGAUCUUCGAGGGGCCCGACGACAUUCACGGCCUCCCUGGAGAGAGGAUAGCUAUCGCCGCCGACGACGCGGUCGGGCAAAGCGAUGCGGAAAAAGACGGAGCAUCAUUGCGGGCGGGCUUCCAGGCGCUUCCGGCCCCAGGCAUCCCUGUCGCCUCCCGCAAGCGUUCGCGCGAGGACAGCGCCGCGGGCGCGCACUUGGACCCCCUGGCCGCCGGCGCCGCGGCCACGGCGUUGUGGUCCCCUACCAACCUGCACAGAAAGGGGACGGGCGCGCCGAUGCCCUUCAAGUCCCCCAACAGGGCCCUCGGCAUGAGCCCCGGCACGAGGUCGCUCCUCCCUCCGAACGACGCGCGCCUCCUGGUCUCUCCGGAGCGCGAGGGCUCGUUGCUGUCCCUCAUGACGGGCGGGCCGCACGCCACCCCGCGCUCGCACCACCGCGUCCCCGGGGCCGCCGGCGCGGGGCGGCCGCCGCCGGCCAGGCUUCGGCGAGGAGCCCGCCCCCGGCGCGCCCGCGCAGCCGCAUGGCGCCGCCGCGGCCCCCUCGAGCCUGCCAACGUCCACGGUGGAGGUUGGCAAGGUGGCCGCCCUCGGGCGGCAGAUCGCCGCGCGGCGGGGCGUCGCGUCGCCCGGGUCGCGCGACGCGAGCGGGCUGAGCAACGGCGGGACGUCGUGGACGGUUCCGGGCGAGGACGGCGCCGCGACGCCGCGCGCGGUCGGCGCCAGCACGGACGUGUGCGGCCGACGGCUGCACAUCUUCUCCAAGGACCGGCGGUUCAGCACGCCCGGGGAGUCGAACCUGUUCCUGAUGGGGCGGGCCGGCACGGCGCCGGAGCCGCUGCGCGCGGCGCCCGCGGCGCGGACACUGGGCGCUGCGUCGGCGCCGCAGUCGGCGCAGGCGCACCCUCCCGGGACUGCGCAGGGGGUGCUGCGCGUGACGCCGAGGUUCACGGGGUCCUUGGAGGGCGGGUUCCGCGUCGUCGUGCGCCAGCGGGGGCCGAUGGACCACUGACGUGCAGCUGUGCGCAUGCCAUGCCACCUGCUCUUCAUGUCCCGCCGCAUGCUUUGGUGCCGCAGCCGCCGGGCUCGGACCGCGAUUGA
Molecule: messenger RNA, 1110 nt
Organism: Pedinophyceae sp. YPF-701
Lineage: Eukaryota; Viridiplantae; Chlorophyta; Pedinophyceae
Source: the annotation of a GenBank genome assembly